Messenger RNA from Syngnathus acus (greater pipefish), 2756 nucleotides. RefSeq names its product kelch domain-containing protein 7A. The transcript has 8 exons. Gene Ontology annotation, molecular function: protein binding. The record is from RefSeq and is a predicted model, not a curated record. NCBI's taxonomy places the organism in Eukaryota, Metazoa, Chordata, Actinopteri, Syngnathiformes, Syngnathidae. Bases 830 to 2440 code for a protein of 536 amino acids.
CUGAAAUGACAAAAAAUCAUUAAAAUUACUUUAUUUUUGAGAAUUAUCAUGUGCGAUGGGCAGUAACAGGACAGUAAUUAUUCGUGUCAUGUUGAUACACUGUCUUGUCGGGGUAGCACAAAUGCUCCUUUAUACUCUCUGAUACUAUUGUACUCCACAAAAUAACACUCUUGGGAUAUUUACUAUUUAUGGUGUCAAUGCAGAUUCGGCUGAAAAUAAAAAUACUACAGCACAGAUGCUUCAAAGACAAAAAUGAAAACAAUCAGCAACUUGACAUCGACAUGUUUAUAUUUUGCUGAGCACAACUUCAAAUAUAUGGAGUAGCUUGAAAAAAUUUCUGUGGUUUGUCAUGCACCUUUGUAUUUCAUUUGUUGUAACCAAAAUCCAUUACCAUCCAUCUUUUGGAUGAAACAAAAAGUUGAACUGUUCCAAUCUGUUAAUAUUUAGAUAAAACAAAGUGUUCUGUUAUGCAUUGCUCCUGUUUAUACUAUUAGUGGGUAUGAUUUAUUAAACUUGAGUGUCCAGAAGGGGGCUGUCCAACCUUAUUCUGUUAUAUAAAGAUAAGUCCACAGAUGCAAGGGCCGCUUGACAACCCUCAAGCAGUAGAUUGGACACCCCUACUCUGGUACUUUCCUCCUGCCCCUGCCUCAGUGGAGCUGUCAGGAGUUUCAAGUUGCACAAGCUUAAAAUAGACCUAACAAAAUCAACUGCCUAGCUAAACCAACUGGAUCUUAACCUUUUCCAGAACAAACGACAAUUUUGGACAACAUGACUCAUUGAAAGGGCAAGACCAGUUUUGUAAAAGGUUUUUCAUUAUCUUGCAUCUGAAAUGAACCUUCUAUGUAAUUGUUUUAGAAAGAUGCUAGCUUGGAUAAGUAUGUGGCUAACAUAUAGUCUUGUGAGAGUUUGCAGCAUUUUUCCCAGAGUUGGUGCAUGGACACCAGGCGUCACCCGCGCCAACGCGUCACACCGAGAAUACUCAGAUGAGUGGAAAAAUAGCAUGGCACUUCGCACGUAUGACCUUGGAGGCCAAGGCGGCAGUGCGGUCACGGUCCAAACCAGCACGCACACAUUCCGUGUAGACCUGGGAAGGCUUUCUGAGUGCAGCGAGUACUUCCGUGCUUUGUCUCAGUCGGGGAUGAGGGAAGCAGCCGAGAAUCUGGUCCACCUAGAACACGUGUCGUCAGCCGUCUUUCACCACCUGCUGGAGUUUUACUUCCACGAUGCAUUUGAAACCCCACGAGAGGAGGAGUUAGGCUCUCAUAUACAGGUAUCCAGCUACCUCCUGGCUGAGGCCUUUCUCUCGCGGUGUCUGUCUGUGCUGACAGAGGAGCUGAGGCCGGAGAGGUGUCUGUCCUAUCUGAGUCUGGCUCGGGAGAUCUGCUGCGUGGAGCUGAGGAGCACCGUGUUUGCCUACCUAAGCAGGAACCUGUUGGAGCUGCCUCAUGUCAUCAGGUGUCUGAGCGACGAGGAAAAAGAGGAGCUCAUCCUACUGAGGACACAAGGGAAACCUUGUCUCUGCAGUCUUCGGAAGGAGAACCUGAUGUCUUGGAAGGACCCGGAGACAGAGCGUGCCCGCUACGUUUUUGCCAAGCAAAACGGAGCGUGGCAACCCACCGCUGAGUUCCCUUUCCGGGCAGACAAGUGGUGCUUCACGGUUGUGGUGCUAUAUAACUACUUGUACAUCAUAGGAGGCUACAGGACCCUUGUGAGGAGAAGGUGGGACUUCAAAAUUGCCACGUUUCGGUAUAAUCCUUUGACUUUGGAAUGGUCUACUGCUGCUCCACUUAUUAAGCACAGGAGGCAUUUCAGCGCAGUGGCCUGCCAGGGCCGUAUCUACGCACUGGGCGGCUGGUACUUGGACUCCCUGGUCACCCCGGACUCCAGCACGGCCCUGUACACAGCCGUGGAGUGCUACGAUCCAUGGGAGGACUCAUGGAGGUUUGUCUCGUCACUCCCUCUCACGGAUUUCCAGUUCACCGUAUCUUUAUCUCAUGAUGUGCCUCUAGCGACCAGUCUUGGACACUGCCUCUAUGUCCUGGGUAGCAUACAGAGGACUGGAGAAAAACUGAUGCUCCAGUACAACACCAGGCAAGAUUUGUGGUGUGAGCUGCUUCCCACUCUCACUAGACUAGAUGCAGACCUUCCAGCUCUUUACUUCCUCAUGGGCGCCUCCGACAAGUUAGUGGUGAUUGGAGGAAACAACUUGCACAAUGUGGUCAUGUGGUUUUGCACACGCACGCAGAAAUGGGGACAGGCACACAGUAUACGGAAAACGGCGUUGGCCGGACAGGGGGCGCUGUUGGGCUCGCAGAUCGUGAUGCCGAGUGUGGAGCAUAACAGCGUGGUGACGAUGGACUUGCAAACGCUCACUAUGAAGGUCCUGACCGCUCUGCCCAUCUCUAUCUGCUAUGAAGCCGUCUUUUACCUUCAUUUUUGACGAUACACUCCAUAUCCUAUGUUAAGGUUGCCUGAAUAUCUGUAACAGAAAUAUGUCAAAAACAAAGUUAUAUGACAUAUGAUCAUAUAUGUAAUGUGUACUAAACUCAAUGGCAUUGCGUAAUAAUUUACCAUUUAUUAUUGAAAACACAAAACAAUAUAAAUUGUUUUAUAAAAAUGCUGCUUGUGGUGGAAGGUCACUAUGUCAAGUGGUCCUUUGAGCAUCAUAAAGGUUGUAACUUGUCCGCAUGUGCCUGACAAAAUGUGAUGUCAUCCUAAUUUUGCUUGCUGUGUUUUUUUUUUUUUUUUAAUUGUCG